UCAUUUUUAACCAAAAACCCCAAGCAUGCGACCCACUGUGCCUCUGUGAUUCGCUUUCGUCAAGUUUUGGGGCCCAGAUCGGCUGCUUCGCUGGCGUCGUCGGCACUUGGUUUCAAAAAGAGAACGACCGCGAGGCGCAACGGAAUACAAAAGGCGCCGAAAGCCGAAAACUGAAAACCGAAAACUGAAACCGAAACAACGAUCCCCCCCACAAAAUAUUUGCAAAAAUAAAAGCAAAUAAAUAAAGCGUUAUGGUCACUAAACUAUAAAUAAAGGCUUUUAAAAUAUUAAGAGUAAUGUGAAACGCCAAACGGAGGCCAACUCUUGUCUAGAAAGGUGCGAAAGGAUGCAGUGCAGUGGGAGAUCAGUACAAUGCGAGUGAUGUCAUAAUAGACCAUUACCCUUUAUCAGAAACUGCAAAAACGAUAUCAGUGGAGAGGCAUAAUAAAAGUUAAUAUUGCCAAGUGAGAGUGUCAUGGCCAGCAUGGCGGACUAUAUGGACUACUUGGACACGGCCAGGGAGUGGGCCGAGUGGCUGCCAUACCUGCUGGUCGCCUACGUAGUCCUCACCCUAGUGCCCAAGUCCCUGGUGAGGAUGAAGCGCUUUGCGGACGCGGACUACGAGGCCCACAGGAACCACUACCAUCGCUGCUACGGCCCGGAGCUGUGCUGCCAUGUCCUGGCCCAGGAGCAGGCCUCCGGAAAGGUCAAGCCCAAGGCGAGAAAACCAGUUACCAGGGUCUACCCUAAAAGGCAGCAAGUCCAGGCGAAGGAGGAAUUAGCGCCGCCGGUUCCAGCGCCCGUGAAGAGGAGUAAUGUCACCAAGAUUGCGCGAAUGUUCGAGUCGGGAAACACGCGGCAGGUGAGCAGGGUGGCCCCUGAGAUCCGGCUGCCUGAGAUCCGGAUGUUCGGGGCCAGCGACGACUCCCGCGACUCGACACCCUGCGCCUCCAGGAAGCCGAGCAUUGCCAGCCAGCUCAGUGCCCAGCUGCAGCACAUCGAGCAGUCAAUGCACCUCUGGCAGGAGCUGGAGGAGGAGCCGGGCACCAAGAAGACGACUUCUUCGCACAGCGACUGGGAGCCGAUGGCUGUGCCGGUGGCCAGGCGUACGAGGGGCACCUCGGCCACUCCCUCAACCGCAUCGCCGCUAUCCAGUUCCCCCGAAGCAGAACCCUCAUCGCCGGUUCUCCUGAGGAAGCCUCCAUCCCUGUGCCUCCAGACCAGUAUGGAGGAUAUAUUUCAGGUGAUUGCCAGGAGCGCCGAGGAGCCGGAGGAGCCACGCAACCUCAACUGCUUGUCGCCAGUGACCAGCAUCGAUGAGAUCCUCUCGGAAAGGCGGUUCUCUCGGACACUCUCCGCCUACUCCAUCACCGAUCUGCUCAACGAAGAGCAGUCCUCCUCGGUGGAUGAAUCGGUAUUCCUCAACGAGUCUAUAUGUUAGAUGGAAGUCCCUGAAAGUGCCAUUCUCUGAUGGUUUCCCCUGCAUUUUGUUUGUUUAAACGACGGAUGUUUUAAGCAAAUCAAAGUAAAGAAAGCUCACUUAGUUGGCCGUACUUAGUGUAGUAAUUGUGUAAAUGUUUCUUUGUUUGUUUCAUCAUGCGAACCGUACUGCUAAACUAAUCAACUGAUAGAGAGUAUAAUAUGAAAAUUGUGAAUUUGUAGUAUUAAUAUUAUUGUUAGAUCUAUGAAAUUGUAUCAAAUGCAACACAAACACACUACAAAAUAUAAGAAAUAAACCUCAAUAUAUACAUAU
Drosophila bipectinata is the source of this 1753-nucleotide messenger RNA. RefSeq lists its product as uncharacterized. Lineage: Eukaryota; Metazoa; Arthropoda; Insecta; Diptera; Drosophilidae. The record is from RefSeq and is a predicted model, not a curated record.